Erigeron canadensis is the source of this 2517-nucleotide messenger RNA. Its product is annotated as xyloglucan glycosyltransferase 4-like. Gene Ontology annotation, cellular component: Golgi apparatus. NCBI's taxonomy places the organism in Eukaryota, Viridiplantae, Streptophyta, Magnoliopsida, Asterales, Asteraceae. The coding region runs from base 178 to 2184 and encodes 668 amino acids. Gene Ontology annotation, molecular function: glycosyltransferase activity. The record is from RefSeq and is a predicted model, not a curated record. The transcript is spliced from 4 exons.
AUUUCACACAAACCCCUCCUUUUUUUAUUUCCUCAGAAAACCAUUUUUCAUCAUCAAGAUCCAAACUUUACUUCAUUCAUGAACACCCAAUAUUCUUAACCUCAAAUCCCUGUUUCACUUUUCAAUUUUUUGAUAUAUUUUGGCCCAAAAUCCAUCUGGGUCUUAUUUGUUAAGACAAUGGCACCAAGUUCAGUGGUUGUCACUAUAGAUAAAUCAAGCAAUAUUUCGUUAGUAGAGCUUAAUGAUUCAGACACAUCUGUGUUUCUUGAAAAACAAAAAACAGCAAGUACAAAACAGUUUUCCUGGACGCUUUUACUAAAAGCUCAUAGAAUCCUGUCUUUUUUUCCAUGGGCUGCAAUGGGCUUUUCAAAAACAAUUAAAUCUGUUAGAAAAAGAAUUGCUUUAUCUGAUAAUGGCAGAGAUGAAGUUCAAUAUAAAGAAAAAAUAAUAUAUAAGUUUAUUAGAAUAUUUCUAGCUAUUUCAAUUAUUGGUUUGCUAGUUGAAUUCAUUGCUUAUUUUCAGAAAUGGGAUUUGAAUUUUAUUCAUGAAUUUAAUCCUACCAGUGAAGUUAUGGGGUUGAUGCAUUGGUCAUAUAUGAGCUGGAUAUCAUUUAGAGCUGAAUAUAUUGCUCCAUUUAUUAUGAAGCUAUCAGAAUUUUGUGUUGUCCUCUUUAUGAUUCAGUCACUUGAUCGGUUUAUACUCGGUCUCGGCUGUUUUUGGAUUAAGUUGAAGAAUAUUAAGCCGAAAAUCGAUGGUGAAGCUUAUGACAUUGAAGAUGCUUCUAGUUUUCCUAUGGUUCUUGUUCAGAUCCCCAUGUGUGAUGAGAGAGAGGUGUAUCAACAAGCAAUUGCAUCAGCUUGUCAACUGGAUUGGCCAAAAGACAGGAUCUUGAUUCAAGUCUUGGAUGAUUCUAGUGACGAACUUUUACAGAUUUUGAUUAGAAACGAAGUGAAUUUAUGGAGAGACAAAGGGAUUAACAUAAUUUACAGACAUAGAUUCAUAAGAACCGGCUACAAAGCUGGAAAUCUUCAUUCAGCUAUGUCGUGUGAUUACGUAAAAGAUUACGAAUUUGUUGCGAUUUUGGAUGCAGAUUUCCAGCCCAACCCUGAUUUCCUUACACUCACAGUUCCUCACUUUCAGGGGAAACCAGAUGUGGGUCUGGUUCAAGCCAGGUGGUCCUUCGUAAACAAAGAUGAGAAUCUGCUUACAAGGCUACAAAAUAUUAAUCUGUGCUUCCAUUUUGAGGUUGAACAACAAGUGAAUAGUCAUUUUCUCAGUUUCUUUGGGUUCAAUGGGACUGCUGGUGUUUGGAGGAUUAAAGCUUUGGAAGAAUCUGGUGGUUGGCUUGAAAGAACUACAGUUGAAGAUAUGGACAUUGCAGUUAGAGCCCAUUUACAUGGAUGGAAGUUCAUCUAUCUAAAUGAUGUUAAAGUCCUUUGUGAGUUGCCCGAGUCUUAUGAAGCUUACAAGAAACAACAACAUAGAUGGCAUUCGGGCCCUAUGCAACUUUUCAGACUUUGCCUUCCUGCUAUUCUUAAAUCCAAGAUAUCGAAGUGGAAAAAGGCAAACCUGAUUUUCUUGUUCUUUCUUUUGAGGAAACUCAUUCUACCGUUCUACUCAUUCACACUCUUCUGCGUGAUCCUUCCGUUAACUAUGUUCAUACCUGAAGCUGAAUUACCUAUUUGGGUUAUAUGUUACGUACCAGUAACCAUGUCUAUCUUAAACAUCCUCCCAGCACCAAAAGCCUUCCCUUUCUUAAUGCCAUACUUACUGUUCGAAAACACAAUGUCUGUCACCAAGUUUAACGCCAUGGUUUCUGGCCUGUUCCAGCUCGGAAGUGCAUACGAAUGGGUUGUCACUAAGAAAACAGGACGGUCAUCAGAAUCCGACCUGCUAGCUUUUGCAGAGCGAGAAUCAAAGAGUUUUAACGAAGAAAAGAUACAAAGACGAUUGUCAGAAUCCGGGCUUGAAAUGCUUGGAAAAUUAAAAGAACAAGAAACUCCUGCUGUGCCCAAGAAGAAAAAUAGGAUAUACAGAAAAGAACUAGCCCUUGCCUUUUUGCUGCUGACUGCAGCUACUAGAAGUCUUUUAUCUGCCCACGGUAUCCACUUCUACUUCUUGUUGUUUCAAGGACUUUCAUUUCUGGUUGUCGGAUUAGAUUUGAUUGGGGAACAAGUUGCGUAAAAAGUUCUUGAUGGAAACAAGGUUCCUGCCAAUGUGGGGAUUCAGGUCAGACACAGUUUGAUUUAAGGGGACUGUGCUGGUGAAUAUAGCUUGAUACUUGAGACAAUAUAUUAGAGAUGGAUUUUUUUUUGGUGUUAUUGUAUAAUUUAUCCGAAUUGGAUGAUUAAUAUGGGUUGAGACGAUUUAACGGGGUGAAUUACCACCCAAUACUUGGGCUCGAGGAACCAAUUAGGAGCGAGCUGUAUACAUUCCACAUGUAAUUUAUAUAUAUAUAUGUUUAAUUGAACUCUUUUAGUAACCGAUAAUCUAUAGAAACAAUCUUUUCUGUUAUCA